UCGAGUGCAAGCAUGGAAUCGUCAAGAGAGUCGAGUGAUGAUAUGAAUAGGACUAAUAGUAAUAGCAAUACUACUUGUAGUAAAACUAAAAGCAUUUCUUUCGAUGUGUUUGAAAACUGUUUGGCAAAACUUAUUAACUUUUAUUGCUAUGACGACUGUAAAAGUUAUAUUGUUGUUCAGCCAAAUGCCAGUGAACUGGACGUGAAAUAUAUAGAUAAUCAAAUAUCGUAUCAAGAUUUCGUAGUUCAGUUUUUGAUUCCAAACUUACCUUGUAAGUUUGCAUCUCAUUUCACAGAGUCAUGGAGAAGUAGAAAAGAAUGGGUGAAUUCCGAAAUGAAACCAAAUUUUUCUUUUCUUAAAGAACAUUUUGGAAUGGCAACUGUUCCUGUUGCAGACUGUAGCCAAAAGGUGUACAAUUCACAACAUAAACAAGAAAUGUAUCUUAAAAGCUACAUAAACUACCUGGAGACAGUGAAGGAAAAUGAUUGGGAUUUCACCAGUAAGCCCUGUUUAUAUCUAAAAGACUGGCACUUUGUCAGAGAUUUUCCAGGCUACUCAGCAUACACUACACCCAUCUUCUUUACAUCUGAUUGGUUAAAUGAAUACUGGAAAAAACGGACAGAUGAGUGUGAUGAUUAUCAGUUUGUUUAUUUGGGCCCAAAAGGAUCAUGGUAUACAAUGGAAAUGCUCUCUAUCAAUCUUGAUUCAUUGUUUUCAUUUGAAUGUGAUGUCUUUGGAUCAUACAGUUGGUCAGCAAAUGUGUGUGGAAAAAAAAAAUGGCUACUCUUUCCACCAGGGGAUGAAGAAAAUCUGGUUGACUGGAAAGGAGAGAUGGCGUAUGAUAUUUCCUCUCCGUUGCUUAAGGAUAAAAAUUGCUAUCCAAAAGCUUCUAAGCUUCAAAGAAUAGGAAUAGAAAUUAUUCAAGAGGCAGGAGAAGUUGUGUUUGUACCAAGUGGUUGGUUUCACCAGGUGUGGAACUUGGAAGACACAAUUUCAAUCAAUCACAACUGGAUGAAUGGAUUUAACCUUCAUUUAAUUUGGAAAAACCUCUUCCAGGCUUUAAACAGUGUAGAAAAAGAAAUCUCUGACUGUAAAGAUAUGGAAGGAUGGUCUGAUCAUUGUCAGGUGGUUUUGAAAGCUCACCAUGGUAUGAACUUCAAAGAGUUUGUAGAAAUGCUGGAUUGUGUUGGACAACGAGCAGCAGCCGAUGUUGAAAACUUUAGUCAAAUUAAAGAAGCCCCAAGUCUUCAUCACUACCCUUGGCAUUCAGUGUUGGAUCUGGUUUUGGUUGUUCAGGGAUUGAAGCUAGUGUUGAAACACCCAAAAAUCUCAUCAGACCUCUUUAGGACAACAAGUGAAUUACUCCUUCAGCUUCAAUCCACAAUUCAGAAAGUGGAACAUGAAUCUUCAAGUAAACUUCUUAAAAAAUUGAUAUAAUUUAAGAUUCAGCAGAAAAUUUGUUUUGAAAUGUGAUAUUUUUUUUUAUUUAAAAAACAAAGGACAACAGAUUCAACUGAAACAUGGGCUACAAAAAACAACCUAAAGGACAAGGAUUCAACCUAAACAUAGGCUACAAAAAACAUCCUAAAGGACAAGGAUUCAACCUAAACAUAGGCUACAAAAAACAUCCUAAAGGACAAGGAUUCAACCUAAACAUAGGCUACAAAAAACAUCCUAAAGGACAAUGAAUUCAACCUAAACAUAGGCUACAAAAACAACCUAAAGGACAACAGAUUCAAUCUAAACAUAGGGUACAAAAAAACUACCUAAAGGACAACUUAUUUUACACAAAACAUUUACUGCAAGUAAAUAAAUUAUUCAUUAAGAUCCAAGAAAACUGUAAUUUUGUAGCCAAAAUAAAAAGUAAAUGAAGAAAAUGCUAUACUAUUUUCUGUUUACAUAGUUUGUUUAUCAUAAAAUAUACACGUUUGUUGUCCUUUUCCAAAAUUUAAAAUGCAAAUGUUUUGCUUUAUCCUGAAUAUUAUGCACGUCUGGAAGAGAUCUACAAAAUUCCCUUCAACAGCUUUGCCUACGUUUGAUUCUAGACACACAAGUUUUUCCAGAAAAUUUCUAAAUUUUCAAUAUCUCAAAUCUUUAUCCAGCAAAAAAAAGCUAUUGCUGCAAGUAUUCUUUUAUGUAGCUGUAAUGAUGCGAAAAGGAAAACUCAUCCUGCACACUUUUGCUAAGUUUGAUUGUCUAAAAUGUAAAAUUGCUUUAAAAUGCUCUUCAAAUUAACUUGUUUUACAUCAUUAGUUGCUGUUAUUUGGGAAGCACUCCAUAAAAGUAAUAAGCACACAAGGUGCAGUAGCAACUGCUGGACUGAGCACUUGCAAUGUGAGGACCUAGUGACAACAGUCUGUGGAUUCUACAAACUUAUUAGUGAGGGUAAAGAAAAAAAAUGUAUAACCAAUCUUUUAUCUAAUAUAGCCAGUGCCGAAGAGGCUUUUUGACCAAUACCAUGGCUCACAAGACCAGCUGGUAUACAACAAGCGUACUUGUGGUUGAGACACUGUUUACAUUAACAAAUUGUAUGAACAACAACUGUUAUGGUGUAAACUAGAUUAAGUUGGUGAGGUGUAAUUUUUAUCAACUUCCUUAGACAAAUUGUAUGAACAACAACUGUUAUGGUGU
Messenger RNA from Limulus polyphemus (Atlantic horseshoe crab), 2631 nucleotides. RefSeq names its product jmjC domain-containing protein 4-like (gene JMJD4). The transcript is spliced from 6 exons. The record is from RefSeq and is a predicted model, not a curated record. Gene Ontology annotation, biological process: negative regulation of gene expression; protein hydroxylation; positive regulation of translational termination. Bases 13 to 1437 code for a protein of 474 amino acids. NCBI's taxonomy places the organism in Eukaryota, Metazoa, Arthropoda, Merostomata, Xiphosura, Limulidae. Gene Ontology annotation, cellular component: nucleus; cytoplasm. Gene Ontology annotation, molecular function: histone H4R3 demethylase activity; sequence-specific DNA binding.